Molecule: messenger RNA, 3493 nt
Organism: Amphibalanus amphitrite
Lineage: Eukaryota; Metazoa; Arthropoda; Thecostraca; Balanomorpha; Balanidae
Product: E3 ubiquitin-protein ligase PDZRN3-like
Exons: 10
Coding region: 262-2406 (714 amino acids)
Molecular function (GO): protein binding
Source: RefSeq, a predicted model, not a curated record
GGCGUUAUUGUGGAGGUAGGACCGGGAGGGUGCGGUCACGCCCGCUCCCGUGGGUGUGCGAGGCGCGUGUGCAGGGAACAGUGCCGGCUGGGGCUCAGUGGCGGUCUGUGAGACCGCAGAAGGGCCCCGGAGCGGUGCAGAGACCCGAGAAGGCAGACGUGCAGAGGUGUGCUGACAUUUUGGACGAGAAAGAGGGACUGAUAAAGAGUGGUGGAGGGUCAGAAAAGUCAACCAUCACACCAGAGAUACACCGGAAAGCAAAUGGAUUUCAUUAUUCUCAAGGUGAACGGCCAGGACGUGUCACGGGCCAGUCACGAGGAGGCCGUGAGGGCCUUCCAGGCAGCUCGUGAGCCGAUUGUGGUCGAGGUCCUGCGCAGACCGUCGGCCGCUGAUGCAGUUCGCAGUGACGCCAACCUCAACCCCCGUCAGGAGAGCGACGAUGGCACAGAGGCGGUCGGGGUCACUGCGGCCACGCAGACCGUCUCAUGGCCCGAGUUUCCGCCUCCACCGCCGUUCGAAGACGAUCUCCAUGACGAAGACGACCCGUGCUUUGACGAAGAGGGCGACCCGCAGCUGGACUUCCAGGAGGUGACCCUGAACCGGUCGCUGACCUCUGACCUGCUCGGGCUGACCCUGUUCUACCCCGACGGUGAUGAGGCGGACGAAGAGACGGACGUUCUCGUUCAGGACAUCGAGCCCGGAGGGAUCGCCGAAACCGACGGCCGGAUCCAGCCGGGGGACCAGAUCGUGCAGAUAAACGGUGAGGAUGUGUGCAGCAAGGAGCAGGCAGAGCGGCUCCUCUCGAGCCAGCCGACAGUCACACUACUCGUCUGUCGGCCAUGGGAACAGGACGACGAUGGCUGCCACCGGAACCGUGCUGACGCCGAAGAAAUUAAUCACUCGUCUCCUGAAUAUGUUGAACCACCGUUGGACAAUAGGGCGGUGGACACACUAUCAGGGGACAUUGGCCCCGAGCGAGACUCCCAGGAGAAGCGAGACACAAUGAGAAGUAGCAGCACCAACAGCAGCUCCAGCAGCGUCAGCAGCGCUAGUAGCGGCAGUGUUAAAAGCUGUAGUUCUCAAACUGACCGCCAGAGGCGCGGCGAUCUCUCAGUCGACAGUGAGAUGAGGUCGGUGCACAGCCAAAUGGCGUUGAUUCAACGAGAGUGCGAGUCGCUCGCUCGGAGGCAGAGAGCUGCCCGUAGGAGGAUCAUCGAGGACCACAUCUACGAGACGAUCCCGGAGGACGGCGAGUCGGACGAGCCGCUCUACUGUCAGCCGUUCGAGCCGCGAGCGCCUCGCGAAGCGCCCGGCGACUCUAAAUCGCCCCCCGAGCCACCCUCGGGCCGACCAGUCAACCACCUUCCCGGCUGGAUGCGGACGGCAGAGCCCUGGACUCGUAGAAGCUCUACCAGUGACAGUCGCAGCAGCGGCGACUCGCGGCCGGGAGAGAAGCGACGCGAAGCGGGUCGCCAGCCGGUAGCCCUGGAGCUCACUGUCCUGGGAAGCGAGAAGCGAGAGUCAGCCCUGACGCUUCCCACUCGCGAAUCGGCGCCUCGCGCUUCCCGCUCGGGAGAGAGCAAGGAGGACCGGUGUAAACGGUGUCGCCACUGCUCCCGGACGACCAAAAACAAGAACGAUAUCAACAGCGCAAAUACAGCUGAGAAGAACCGCAACUACGUGACGAUUCUGCCGCAGGGAACCAGCUACACCAGCGCAGCAAAGCUGGAGGAAACCAUCCACCAGCAGCAGCGCCAGCUCUACCAGCAGCUGAUGCGCCGAACGCAAGAAAGAGCUCCGAACAGCAGCCAGCAGCCGGCUAACUCGCCGUUCACGGGCUCCCUGCGACAGUACCGCUUCGUCAGCUCCCCUGGCGGCGGUCAGCAGAACCACAACCUCACACUGCCUGCCAAUAGAGGUCAGGACGAGCAGCCGCAGUACCAGUACAGGGUAAAGGUGCGUUCAGACGGAUCUCGUUACAUCGCUCGCAGACCGAUGAGAAGUCAGCUGCUGAAGGAGAGAGCGGCGAGGAUUGCAGAGGAGAGGACAGGCAUCACGACCGACGACGACGCCAUGUCGGAACUGAAGCUCGGGAAGUAUUGGCCGAAGGAAGAGAAAAAGAGACAGCUGGAGCACGCCAAGGAAAAGAAACUGAAGCUACAGCAAAGGCUCAAGAUGACAUCUGUUCAGGAAGAAGGGACACAGGACGAACUGAGUUUGAGAAAACGCCAGGUCCUGCCUCCCGGCAUGAGUCCCAGUCUGUCGAAGAAGCCACCGCCGACACCGUCCAGAAGGCGACCUCACCACGACACCGGGGUCCGACAGGGGCCUCCCCUCGGCUCGGGUGUCCGACAGGGGCCUCCCCGCGGCACGGCCGACCUCCUGCUGUCCGUCACCACCGUGUGACGUCACAAAGUGUCCACCAGUGACGUCACUGUGCGUCCGCGGAACUCAGGACGGCCAGUGGAGCCUGCGGCCAGUGUGCUCAGAGCUCCCUCCGAGGCGGCAUUCAACGCCCACUGAUGGACGGCUGGCUUCUCCCCUAGUCACGAGGUCACCGUCCAUGCCCUGAUGCACCGGCUGCUGGUUUCAGAGACGCACUACUAAGUGACCCUACUAGGGUCAGAGUCCUACUACUGUGUGGCGCUGGCUAGUGACUCCAGAUGUCUCCGUCAUCUGUCAGUUCUAGCAUAGCGAUGUAAGUUGCUGAUUUGCCGUCGUAAAGUGGUGUAGUGUAAAGGGUACACGGGGUAUUUAUAUACCCUCAGUAAUGUCUUGUGACACAAGUACUGUACCCGUAUGUACUGCCACAGCAUUGUCCUUGCAUUAUCGUCGAAAGUUGAUCCUCAUAAGCGUUGUCGUAUGAGGGGUAAAACACGAAACGUCACCCACGAAUUAAGUAUCGAUAAGGCCUUCAGUCGCGUCGAGAAGAAUUUAUCUUGAUGACAUGCCUAUGUAUUUUCUUUUCUUUAUGAAUGUAAUGGCUGGUGGUGUGCUUUGACUGGACGUAACGGGGUUUGGUGUUGUAGAAAAAAAAAACACUCAAAAUGUAUCAAUUAGGAAAUAAAUCGCCGGCAAAAUGUUUGUAAGCACUCAUAAGGAAUAUGUGACGAUUUUUUGUCAUUUUUUUUGUAAGUGAUGCUUCGCUAAUUCGUGUAUUUUUAUUACAAGAUAGUUAAGGUCUGGCACACGUUGGUAAUCAAUUGAUGAAAAUGUUAAAUCAGCUGUUUGUUUAGAUAUAAGUAACUAUUAUUGGCACAUUUGCGCUGUCAGUCAAGCUCCACCUGAGAGGGCAUGAUGAGGAAUGUUGAGCGAUGGUCUUGUCGUGGUCAGGUGUUCACGGUUUGUUCUCCAAUUAAGUAAUUUGUGACUGGUGCCCAGCUAGGUACGGUUUAGCGCUAGCACUCUUAUUUCUGUGAUCGUUUUUAAGCAAGAAUUUGCUGGUGCAAUGCACAUGGAUGUGACCAAGAAUAUAUUCGGCCAGAAUAAUAAA